GACUUGAGCUAGCCCUGAGUAUCCAGGGCUAGAGCUGGAAGGGCUGAGCAACGAGCACUGGACAGAUUGCGUUUCUCCUUGGCUUCCCUUCAGCUGACUCAGCAAAAGUAGUUGGUGUUUGCAGAACUGCCCUACUAGGAGCGUCCUUGUGGCGGUGUGUAUAGUAUUAUAUUGAAUUGAAUUUGGACAAAGCCUGCUGUGUAUCUCUUUCCGCAGGGCAAAAUUACCUGCUACUAUCCACUUAUUAUAGGGGCGAAAUUAUCAGGCAAUUAGCCUUUGAAAGACUUAGUCAUUAGUCCAGGAAAGGAGCAAUAACAACUGAUAGGAGUUAGGUACCAAAGCAGAAAGAUGACUUCCAAGUUUUUCUGGUGCAUUCACAGGCUUUCCAGUUCUGAGGUCCAGAUGGUACUCUGGACCUUCCUAGCCCCCAUAAGAGUGACCACCAUUCCCUCGAGUGAAGAUCCUAACAAUUCAUGCACGGAGGUCGCUUUUCGCCUCACCCUCGACCUUGGUCGUCAGUCGACGAAGGGCUAUUUGUUUUUCCAAUUCUGUAUUAAGGAAAAGAGAUGACACAGGGGGUCAAACACCAAAUGAGCAUUUAAAAUUCUGCAGGCUGCGGGUAGGCAGCCACAUUUCCAGGGCAGCGGGAGACGCGGGUCCCCAACGGGGGGAAGCCCACUGUCUCCGCCGCGGGGCUGACGGCGCGCCACGGUGGCCCCGGGACCCCGCGCCGCCGGCCGUAGCCCCGCCCCGCCCCGCCGUACCUUGCGGCCGCGGGCCCAGGGGCCCAGCUCCCGGCCCGAAGCGCCGCGCGCGUGCGGGGGGCGCUGUGCCUGCGGGCGUACGUCCGCGUGUGGGAGAUGAAUUGGAGUCACACGACUGGGUGUUUCCUUCCGAGUGGUUUUGAUUAGCAAUCCAUUAGGGGAGCGUGGAAACUUUUUUUUUUUUUUUCUUGUGGCUGAAAGAAUGAAAACUGAGUAAGUACACAGAACUUUGUACUUGAAGCGGAAUGAAACAAAUACAAGCAAAACCCUAGCAGUAACCAUGUCCAUUCAAACCGCGCAUUCCCUUUUUAUGUGAAAAGCCGUGAAUGCUUGCAGGAAAGUGGCAAUUUAAAACGGAAUGAAGGGAAGCAGUGAAGAACCAUGAAAGGCUGGAAGCAGGACUGCUCUAAAAGCGGAGGAGAAUGAGGAACUGCUCGGGCAAGCUGGCCUGCAUCCCGCGGUGCAACAGGCACUUUUGGUUUUAACCUAUUGAGCUCUUCAGCGCUGUUUCCAGACUCCAGAUUUACUUUGGUAUUGUUUUCUCUUUUCCUGUAAAGUCUUUGCUGCGAGUUUAAGGAUGUUGUGAAAAUAAGGCAUCACCGGAAGCAAAAGUUUGGCAGCCUGGGGAUACGCUCAGGUUAUUAGUUACCACUAUUAUUAUUUUGAUGUCUUUUUUUAACCCAGGCCAGCCACUUUUCACUGUCAUCCAUGGAAGGGAUCUUAUUAACCGCCUCAGACUUUGGGGACCUAUGAUUCUUUGGCAUGAUCCUUCGGAAAGUUCUUAAGCGGGGAUGGAGCAAGCUUGAUUUAAAGACUGAUUUGUAUUUUUUCAUGCUGACCAAAAAGAGCUGCUAUGACUUUUCCGGCAACGUGGACGGGGGCCAAGUGAAGCUGAGCUGGUCAUGGUCUGUCGUCCAGUGUUCCCUUGUCGUCGGCGAUUUUGCCCCCGGCCCUUCUUGGUGGGCUUGGUGGUGGCAAUCUGUCUCUUCUACCAGACCCUGACACUCCGAGGGACGAGGAAGCUCACAGCCGCUGACCCUGGGGCUGCCCCAAACGCACCCACCAAAACCCAAGCAAGCAGAUGUAAGAAAGGACUCUCCCUGGACAAACAGUGCUUCCUUCUCCCCAGUAAUGUGCAGGAAAUCAGAAAGAUCGAGAAAUCGAUAAAGAUACACUUUGGGAGCCAUGACAGAAGGGCCGUCCUCUACAGGCCUCCUUCCUCCAGCAAAAUGGAGUUUCAGCUCCAUCAGCGCGUCCUCACUCAGCAUCGCUACUCGGUCGUCAUCGCUGAAGAAAGGCUUGGUGCUGGUCUUGGGCUGGGGCUGCUAGAAAAAGGUGAUUUGGGCUCUUGGGAUCUGCUCAUUUGCCUGUCUUCUAGGAAAGCUGGUGGAAAACCUUGCAUAUCCAAGGAAGACAUGUGCCAGUUAGGUUUACAUCAAAAGGUAAACAUAUUACCAGAAAUACAGCAUCAGCUUUGCAGUAAAGAAGGAUUAUGUCAAAUAAUUAGAAGAUUUCCAGAAUUGCGACUUGUGGUGAGCCCCUCUGUGUGUCUGGAUCAGAGCAUACAGUUAAAGCAGAGUACUCUGAGUGACCUUUUAAAAACAGUGAAGCCACAUAUGUGGAAACCAUGGGACUGGCAACGUGAACAGCUGAAUCAAACAACAGUCCUUGCUCCACAUGAAACAAUCUUUAGAGCUGAAGAACUGUCUGUGAUUCUUAAAGCAUAUGUGUUGGUGACAUCUUUAAGCCCUUUGCGUGCAUUCAUUCAUUCAACCGGCGCGGUUUGGAAUCCACCAAAGAAAAAACGCUUCACUGUCAAGUUGCAAACAUUUUUUGAGACAUUCCUGACAGCCAGUUCACCUCUUCAGGCUUUUGAUAAUAUGAAGGAAGCAAUUAGCAAACUCCUCCUAGCAGCUGAAGUAUUCAGUGAAACAUCUACUCUGGGACCAAAGGCCUUCAAUAGAUGCAGAUUAUGUUUUCAACUUUUAACUUUUGAUAUUGGUUACUACAAUUUCAGGUACCCUGUUGUGCUCCAGGUGCAUGAGCAUUUAAAUUUUCAAGAUGGUGAUAAUACGGAUUUUGAGGACCAAAACACAGAAGAAUCCCUUUUACAAGAUACUUUCAAUUUUCUCUUCUCUAAUGAAUCUUCACUUCCCAUGUUUUCUGAGAUAUUUCAGGGACUUUAUAUAUCAGGUGUUUUUAAGGGUGAAAACUAUCAAAAGGAACCAAAUCAAUGCCUGUCUUUAGAGGAGAUGCACUCAAUUAUGACUUUCAUAAAGGAACUUGGGAGUUUGGGGCCAUUCCAACUGCUCUUCCCAUCUACUGCUCCUGGGAUUCAGUCUUUGAUGCGUGAAUUUUAUGAUAUGGCAAAUCCUAUAGGACAACCUGGUUCAGUCCUGACUCAGUACUGGUCUCUUUUAAAUGUAUUUGAACAAUUUCGGCUCCUGAAUAAAAACGCACAGCUACACCCACUGGAAUGGGCUUCUUUCACAGAGGAUGAGAACAUUGAAAAACCACAAGUGCCAUUUGAUGCAAUUGAAAAUAAAAAAGCUUCUGUUCCACGAAUUAUGAGUGAAACCAAAGAAGUUCAUUGUAGUAAUGUGCCUGAUGGAAGUUGUACUGAGAUACAGGCCUCAGAACUGGAGUCCAGACACCCAGAAGAUGACACACAAUGUUAUAUCAAACAGAUCCUCACACAUCCACAUUUGGAACUGAAUCCUGAAUUUAACCCGAAGAUCAAAGAUUAUUACUCUGAAGUUCCAUUUGACGUGGUAACAGUGACAAUUGGAGCAGAGACUUCUAAUUGUCAGUGCAAGGUGUACCUGCACGAUCGGGCAGGAACAAGCUUUGCCAACUACCCUCUGGGCUUGGGAAUGAACAAAAUCUCAAUGUUUGUGGCAGAUAAGUCUCCAGCACAGGGUGAGACCCUGAUCACGUACAAGCUCACCAUCUACAGAGAAGAUCGUCCAAGUCUGCCCUUGUUUGAGGACUUCUCAGCAUGCGGGUUUGUGCAGGAUUGUGGUUUGCUGAUUCACCCAGAAGAAGCCUGUGGAUUACAGCCUAUUUCCUCUGACUACAUUGAAGCCAUUUCACAGCCUGAACUAAAGAUCUGUCCAUCUGGGGACACAAAAGGCCAAUGGAUCGUGCCUUGCCUUAGCUGUUCAGACAACAGGACCUGUGACUGGAGAGAGAUAACGUGGCAGCCUCAGAACUGCCAGUACAGCGUUCUAACUAAGCCUCAACUCCAGCGGUGCCUGGGGGGAAGGAAGAUUCUUUUCAUUGGAGAUUCAACCAAUAGAGGAAUAAUGUACUAUCUGAUCGAAAGACUAAAUGAAACCUUGCAAGAAUGGCAGAAGGUCCAUGGCACAAAAUUCUACCACAAUGUCAAUGGUGGGAAGACUUUGGUCAGUUAUUCCUACUAUCCCCAGUUCUGGAUAAGCCCUUCAUUGAGACCAACAUUUGAAAAAGCACUUGAACAUCUCUUGCAAAGAUCACGUCCCCUGGAGAAUACAGGCCAGACCGUAUUGGUCGUUGGUGGUGUUCAGUGGCUUAAUUCCAAUCACCUACAAAUUAUUCACAAGGUUUUGAAGAGGGAAAAUUUACUCAAUAUCCUUGUGAUCAUCAAAACUUUGGGAAUUGGAUUUCAUCUGCCAGUGGAUGGACUGCAUUUCUUGACACAGAGUGAAGUUCAGAACUUAUGGAAAGAAAAUUUGAUUAUUCUGGAUGCUGCAAAGACAUAUGGCUAUGAAGUGGUUGACACAUUUACUAUAACGAUGGGGCGAUACAAAGAGUUUUUGCAGGGGACGUGUGGAUGUCACUUCCAUGAGGUAGUGAAGUCAAAGUUAUCCAAAGAAUAUCACUUUAUCAGAAUGAAACAAUCAAGAAACCAUAUUGUGGGAAAAUAUUUCAGCAAUCAAAGCAAACGACAACAAGACUCUGUAACAAAUUCUCAAUCACCAUAUCAUGUCAGAGGUCCAGUUAAUCAGGUUUGCUCUGAAAUCCUUCUCAGCAGGAUGUGUGCAAGUAAAAGGACUGUGUAGACUCCCUGCAGGAGGACUGAACUUGGAAUUGGAAGCAAGCCACUCACCUGGACGUGGUCUAAGAACCAUAUCCUACACAUCACGGGUAUCUUGGAUUGACCACACACUCAUGCAUGCUGGCACACACAUAUACACCAAUGCACACAUGGCUUAAAAAAAAGUAAUAAUAACACUUUUCUUCCUACAGCUUUAUAAGGUCAAUAUAUGCACUUGACAAUCACUUGGUUUCAAGGGGAAAGCUAGAGCUUGAAAAAGGUUACUUGAAGUAUAAUCAUAAAUUGGAACCACUGUGGGCUAGGUAUUGCAUGAUGAUGAUAGGGAGAAAUAUAGACACUUGAAUUAUGUGGACAAAAAGGAUAAUGCUCUUGAGUAUUGUGUUAUCUUCUCUAUCGGUACAUUAAUACUGAAGAGGGGAAAAAAGCAGUUACAUUCCAUUUGCAAGUAGGGAUUCUGCUUGUGUUUUUUACCAGGAGAAAGAGUGAUGUGUACGAUAGCUUAGACUUUGUAAUCUAAUGCUUAGGAAAAACAUUUCUUCCUAUACUUUUUAAAUUUUACAAUUGAAAGGAAAAGAACAGGAAUGCCACACAGGGAAUUCGGAGGGAUUCUAGGAGAGACAUAGGAAGUGUAGUAAUUUACAGUUAAAACACCAAUGGAUUUAACUUUGCACUCUUUGUACUUUUCAGUAACAUUCCCUCCUAUCCUGUCUGUGAACUUGGAUGGGUAAUUGCAGUCUAAGUUGAUAAAAAAUGUAAUGUUAAAGUGAGAAACAAAAUGUAGUUCCUCAUGUAUUACUUUAAUAUGUUUUAUUGAUGAUACUACUUAAGAAAGCUUUUGUUUGCUGUUAGAGGCCUAUGUAAUUUAAGGUUACAUUUUAUGUAAAUAUUUUCAAAGGAUUAGGCAUUUGCAUAGGCAUUUAUUUUCAUAAAGCAUUUGUAUACGUCCACAAAUACCAUGUUAUUGGUAACUAUAUUUUGAUUUUUCUAAUCCAAAUUGAGAGUAGGAAUAAAAAUAUUUUUUUAUUAAAACUGUGGCAUACAUAUAGAAAACAUACCUAGUUCUAGUAUUGAGAACUUUCUCUUCUAUAUUUUAAUUUCAAAAUAGUGAAUUUCUUUAUUUUACGUGUUUUGUUGUAAGCUAUCACACAGUUACAAUUGUGUUUUAAAGGAUUAUUUUUCUUUUGGGGAAAAAAUAAAGCUGAGAGUGUUAUUCAAUACAUGUCUGAAAUUAACAACUGUACAAAUACCUCAAUUUCAUUACCAUACAAAAAAAGAGAGACUAUUUUGAUUGAUCAGUUCCUUGGUAUGAAUAUCCACCUCUUUAAAUACUCUAUUUUUAUAUAUAUUUUUAUAUGAAAGUAAACAUGAAUUUAUAUUUAACUGUCUUAAGUUAUAUUUAAGCACAACUAUCACUUGAUAUAAACAAUACAUAUCUGCCUCUGACAGAUAGAUUUUUUUAAGUGGUACAGAAUUAACCUUUAAAAUGAAAGAUUUGGGGGCACCUGGGUAGCUCAGUCGGUCAAGCGUCCAGCUUCAGCUCAGGUCAUGAUCUCACUGCUCGUGGGUUCGAGCCCUGCGUCCGGCUCUGUGCUGACAGCUCAGAGCUUGGAGCCUGCUUCCGAUUCUGUCUCUGUCUCUCUCUGCUCCUCCCCUGCUCGCUCUCUGUCUCUGUCUCUCUCUCUCAAAUAUAAAAUAAAACAAAAAAAAUUAAAUGAAAGAUUUUUCUAAUAUCUGCAACUAUAUGCAAACACUAUUUUUAGGUUUUUGACUAUUUUUUAGUGAUAUAAAAUGUUGCCAAUUCAUGCAGCCUCUCAUCAUGUUUUAAUGUAUUAUAUACUCUAUAAUAGGUUUAUAGUCAGGGAUGUUUCUUGUAAUUUACUGUCAACCUAACUAUAAUAACUAUCUGACUGAGGUUAGUCCUGCAUUUACCUCUUCACCAUUGAAAUAAUAAUAGAUUUUAGAAACAAGUGUAACAAUACUAUUAAUAAAUAUCUUACUAGUAAUAGUCUGUGUUCAAAGAGUAUCUUUCAUUCUCAUUUUUACUGGAGGUAUAC
Molecule: messenger RNA, 6854 nt
Organism: Panthera uncia (snow leopard)
Lineage: Eukaryota; Metazoa; Chordata; Mammalia; Carnivora; Felidae
Gene: CPED1
Product: cadherin like and PC-esterase domain containing 1
Exons: 23
Coding region: 1667-4804 (1045 amino acids)
Source: RefSeq, a predicted model, not a curated record